AUGGAUGUCGAAGAUACUCAGGCACAGCCUUUGCCUCCACUUAAUAAGUCUGCUUCUAGAAAUUCCAUGGAUGAAUGUAUAUCCUGGUUUCAUGGAAAAAUAACAAGAGAUGCAGCUGAACAUAUUUUGGAUGUAGGUGGUAGCUCAGAAGGUCUAUUUUUGAUCCGAGAAAGUACUUCUUCACCCGGUGAUUAUGUUCUGAGCUUAAUACAUAAUAAAAGUCCAAUUCAUUACCAGAUUCGACGCCAUGGUGAAGAUGCAUUUUUUAGCAUUGAUGAUGGACCUAUUGUUCAUGGACUUGAAAUGCUCAUAACUUAUUAUCAAGAAAAUGCUCAAGGUUUAUCUACAAAAUUAAAUGAAAUGUGCAAAGGUCAGCCUCCUCCACCUGAUUCUCGGAGACAUGGGCGAACAAAUCUACUACAUCGUGCUACAAAGGAAGGAGAGGUUACAGUGGUUAGAGAAUUACUCAAAUCUGGUUAUCACAAUUUAGAUGCAAAAAAUCAAGAAGGUCAAACUGCAGUACACUUAGCAAGUAUUAUGGGAUUCAAUGAUAUUCUUGAUUUGCUUUUAGUUGUUGGAGCAAACCCUAACAUUAGAGAUGGCAGUGGCUUAACACCUUUGCAUUAUGCUAGCAAAAAUAAUGAACCUGAAACAGUGGCAGUUCUGUUAAGACAUAAAGCUAACCCUCAACUGAGAGCUACUGAAUCUGGUUGGGUGCCUCUACAUUAUGCUGCUUUUCUUGGCUACACAGAGGUUUUGAAUGUAUUGUUGGAGAUGAAAUGUCCUUGUCAUCCUAGGUCCAAUUAUAAUGAAACUCCCUUAGAUUUGGCUAAAAAAAAUAAGCACAAAGAAUGCAUAUCAAUAUUGGAAAACUAUGUAGCUGCCCCUCCCACUUCUUCAAGAUCGGAAUGGUUUCAUGAGGAUCUAGAUCGAGAAAAAGCAAUGUCUCUUUUUCGCUCUGAAGGGUUAAAAGAUGGAAUGUUUUUAGUUCGUCGUAGUUCAAGGCGAAAAGACAUCUAUGUGCUGUCUGUGGUGCAUAAUUCUCAUCCAUUCAAUUAUGAAAUUCAACGUAAGGAAACUUUCUAUUUUAUUGAUGAUGGUCCCUAUUUGGACUCUUUAGACCACCUUGUUGAACACUAUAGUAACAUGGCAGAUGGGCUUCCAACAAAUUUAGUGCAACCAAUUCCUCCAGGGACUGAGUCAUUGGAUAUUCCUUCAAAUUCAAAAGACAAAGAUGUUGAAAAUCUUAUCUAUAACAACGUUGCUGCAAAUGUAGUGUAUAGAGAGAAAAAAACACCACCUAAAGUGAGAAAAAUAGAUCCUAUUUCAAGGCCGAAUCUGAUUCGACGAGAAUCUUUAAAAUUAGGUGAUUCUAUUGGAGAAGGAGAGUUUGGAUCAGUUCUCUGUGGAAAAUGGCUGAAUUUAGAUAAUAUAGAAGUAAAUGUGGCUAUUAAAACUAUGCGUGAUGAGCAGGUACAGCGCUGCAGAGAGGAAUUUAUUCGUGAAGUGGAAGUAAUGGUGGGUUUGGAUCAUCCAUGUGUUGUAAAGUUACUUGGAGUAUGCUUAGGCCCUCCUUUAAUGAUGGUUCAAGAACUCGUACCAAUGGGUUCCUUGUUUGACUAUCUGUUAGAUUUUCAAGAUGAAAUUAAUGUUCAUGAUCUAAUCUUGUGGUCUGCUCAAAUUGCAUGGGGCAUGACUUACCUGGAGAGUAAACGAUUUGUUCACAGAGAUUUGGCUGCAAGAAAUAUUCUCUUGUCGAGUAAAACUGAGGCAAAAAUUAGUGAUUUUGGUUUAUCUAGAGCCAUAGGAACAGGUAGUGAGUACUAUAAAGCAAGUACUGGUGGAAGAUGGCCUGUUAAGUGGUAUGCUCCUGAAUCUAUCAAUUAUGGAACAUUUUCUCAUGCAAGUGAUGUUUGGAGCUAUGGCAUUACAUUAUGGGAGCUUUUUACAUAUGGAGAUCCGCCUUAUGGAGACAUGACGGGAAUGCAGGUUAUCCAAUUGCUUGAAUGUAACCAAAGGCUCAGCAUACCUGAAGAUUGUCCUGAAAAAAUACAAAAAGUUAUGUCCCAAUGUUGGCAAUAUAAUCCAGAGAAUAGACCAACAUUUAAGCAGUUGUACAGUUCGUUUUGUACUGAUGUUGAUUACAAACCUUUAUGGAAUUUUUUUAAGUGUGAGGAAGAAAUCCUUUAAUUUAGGAAAAUACCAUAUGAUGUAUAUUAUUUUAUUUCUGCGAAUGAAUAAAAUGAAAGUAAUUUAUUAUAUUAAAUUUAAGGAAAAUCAAAGGGAACUGUUACGGAAACUGUUUAAAAAUAGCGUUUUGUAUUUAAAUAUGUUUAAAUGAAAAACUGAGGGACGAAAAUAGUACAAGAAAUUUUUAUUAAAAUAUGUUUUAACAUAAAAAAGGAUGAUUUUUCAAUGUAAAAUCUUUAGCUAAAUUAUAAUAAAUUUUAGAAAUUCUUUUGUCAAUUAAAAAUAGAAUUAAGUUGCAUUUUUUGUUGAUUAUUUUUAUUGUGAACUUUGUUGUAUUUGCUUUUUAUAAAUACUCAUCAAGCUAAAUUUUAUUUUUUAUAAAUGAUGAAGAAUUACUCUAUGUGACACUGUAGUAGGUUCAUUCCAUGAAAAAGUCAACCCUUUGACCUGCACAUGAUGGUUCAUGUGUUUUAUUAAAAAGUAAUAAUUUUAAAGGGUGAUGACAAAAUGUUUUGCUUAAGAAAUCACACAUAAGUUUGCAAUUUGAAG
Messenger RNA from Uloborus diversus, 2739 nucleotides. RefSeq names its product tyrosine-protein kinase HTK16-like. NCBI's taxonomy places the organism in Eukaryota, Metazoa, Arthropoda, Arachnida, Araneae, Uloboridae. Gene Ontology annotation, molecular function: non-membrane spanning protein tyrosine kinase activity; ATP binding; signaling receptor binding. Bases 1 to 2190 code for a protein of 729 amino acids. The record is from RefSeq and is a predicted model, not a curated record. Gene Ontology annotation, biological process: cell surface receptor protein tyrosine kinase signaling pathway; innate immune response; cell differentiation. Gene Ontology annotation, cellular component: extrinsic component of cytoplasmic side of plasma membrane. The transcript is spliced from 17 exons.